AUGACCGCCAAUCCGUCUCAGCUCUUCCUCCUUGCAGACCACAUCAAGCUGUCGCUGCUGGAGCGACAACGGGCCAUCUCGCUGAAUCUCGAGCCCAACACCCAGGAUGGGGAGAUCUCGCGGUCCCUGGACUCCUUGCGGGAAGGCAUCGAGGCCGUCGAGGCCGAGCACGCUCGGCUGGAGGCCGCCAACGACAGCGAGGCCGCCGCUCUGAAGGACCAACUCAGCCAGCUGCGCACGCAGUUCCAGGACCUUUCGGCGCAGUUUCACAGCAACAACACGCCCAGCGAUGCCACCAAGACGCCCAAUGACCCGGCGCUGGGCCCGGACUUUGCGAACGCAACCCGGGGCCCGACGCCGGCGCUCCAGCACCCGGUGCCGCAGCAUCCAGUAUCCAAAUCGGUGCGCUUCACAGACGCUGCACCGGACGGUGAUGAAGAUGACGAGUACGAAGCUAACCGCGCGGCCCUGCUGCAGCCCUACCGCGACUCGCCGUCGCCGCAACGGGUCGACCCGUCGAGCCUCACGAACCAGCAGAUCCACGAGCACCACGCGCAGAUCCUGCGCGAGCAGGACGCCCAGCUCGACCAGCUGGGCGAGUCGAUCGGCCGGCAGCACCAGCUGAGCAUCCAGAUCGGCGACGAGCUCGAGGGGCAGAUUGCGCUGCUGGACGACGUCGAGGCGCACGUCGACCGGCAUGCCACGCGGCUGGACGGGGCGCGACGGCGACUGGACAGGAUCCGGCGGAGGGCGGGGGACAAUUGGAGUUUGAUGACGAUUAUUGGGUUGAUUAUUGUGCUGGUGAUUCUGAUUGUGAUAUUGAAGUAG
Messenger RNA from Rasamsonia emersonii CBS 393.64, 828 nucleotides. RefSeq lists its product as uncharacterized. Gene Ontology annotation, cellular component: SNARE complex; endomembrane system. Lineage: Eukaryota; Fungi; Ascomycota; Eurotiomycetes; Eurotiales; Trichocomaceae. Bases 1 to 828 code for a protein of 275 amino acids. Gene Ontology annotation, molecular function: SNARE binding; SNAP receptor activity. Gene Ontology annotation, biological process: vesicle fusion; intracellular protein transport. The record is from RefSeq and is a predicted model, not a curated record. The transcript has a single exon.